Fusarium oxysporum Fo47 is the source of this 907-nucleotide messenger RNA. RefSeq lists its product as uncharacterized. The record is from RefSeq and is a predicted model, not a curated record. The transcript has a single exon. The coding region runs from base 26 to 565 and encodes 179 amino acids. Lineage: Eukaryota; Fungi; Ascomycota; Sordariomycetes; Hypocreales; Nectriaceae.
CGUCCCUCCAGUCCCCUUUGCCACUAUGGUUCAAAACACCUUAUUGUCAAAGUACCACAAUAUGUGUCCAAUCCAACAAACGUUCCCAGACCAACUACCUCCCAAUGGGGACUACCAUACUCUUCUGCGUACCCAAAUUUACGACUAUUUCCUUUCAGUCGGAAUGCUCAGCUGUGGGCAAGCUCUUCUCAACUCCGACUGUAAUCUCCGACACGAAGUGAUGGAUUACGCAGGCCAACAAUCCACUGCCGAGCUGCAUGAUGUCAUACCCUCUUUAUUGGACUCGGAUUUUGGGAGCUCACAUUCAUCACGCAGUGAACAACCAUAUCUUGCAGUACCAGAGGAUCGAUCAAGAUCUCAGACGGAGCCUGCUCUUUUGUAUCAAUGGUUUUGUACCUUCUGGGACACUUUUAAUUCCACUCAGAACGGUGCUGCAAUGAUACCAAUGCAAAACUGCUUAAACUUCCUGCCAAACUUGUCUCAAGACCCUUUCGAGUCUCAAUCAAUGAUAUGGCGAGACUCUGUAGAAUUCCAAUCGGUAUAUUUAGACUUGGGAAUCCUCUGAUCCAUUUCGGAACUAACAUUAUCUUAAUUUUGAAGUGUCCCAAUGUUUUUAACACUUUACCUCUCGAAGGAACCACAUCAAAAUCGCAUUCGGCCAACAGGAGACCGAUCACCCCGCACAGCGAUACAGCAACGAUGACAUCUAGCAAAAGAAGCGGGAACAAUGCGGGGUUGCUAUCCUUUCAAAAGGGUCUUGGGAAAUUGAUAAAACAUAAUGAGGCAAUACUAAAAAAUCUGCGGUCGCAUCUAAAAGAAAAAUCUGUGGCUGGUAGUCUAGAGCAGUCUAAAGCUUAAUGUUACAGUUGGGAUAUAUAAAUGAACCCAGAGUAAAUAAAACUGAAGC